AUUUUACGUCUUGCCAAGGAAACCGUGUUAGGAGCUUCCCACAUGUUCAAGGAAACUAUGCACUACAUAUUUUCAUCCCAGUUCGGAUACCAUGUAUGGCAAGGAAGCAGCUGGCUUCAUAUAUGAAGAUAAUUUCAUCUCUUGUACCGGACCUUUAUGUUAUUGAUGUCGAUAUUGCGCUGAAUGAGUUGUGCAAAGAUGAUGAAAAGUUUGAACAAAUAAUUUUAGGCAGGGAAUUCCAUAUUAGUCUGGGGAGACCUGUUCCUAUUAAAGUUCAUCAAAUUGACUCAAUUUUGGCCAUGCUUCGUCAAAGGCUGCAGUUUCAGAGAGGAUAUUGGAUGGAAUUCAAUAAAUGGGAAGUUUUUGUCAAUGAUGAACUUACACGAUCGUUUCUUUCGUUGGAAGUUACUGGGGGAGGUUUAUUGGAGAUUACUAGGCAGAUUUGUAUUGUUGAUGAGAUCUACAGGUUGCAUGGUCUACCAGAAUUUUACAAGAAUCCAAGGCCCCAUAUAUCACUAGUAUGGGCAUUAGGUGAUGUAACCAACAAGCUGAAACCAGCAGCAGAAGAGCUAAACAAAUUCAGUAUCAGAAGAAGCUCAUGUAGAAGCCAUGUUUUUUCUUGCAAAUUCAGCGGUAUAGAAUGCAGAAUAGGUAAGAAGUUGUACACCAUCUGUAAAUUACCCGAUUAAUACGAAUUUGUGGCAGGAGAUCUGUAGCUGCUAAUGUACCCACAGUUUCACUGUACUGUUCUUAUGAUGGCUUG
Messenger RNA from Phalaenopsis equestris, 763 nucleotides. Its product is annotated as U6 snRNA phosphodiesterase. The record is from RefSeq and is a predicted model, not a curated record. Gene Ontology annotation, biological process: U6 snRNA 3'-end processing. Lineage: Eukaryota; Viridiplantae; Streptophyta; Magnoliopsida; Asparagales; Orchidaceae. Gene Ontology annotation, molecular function: 3'-5'-RNA exonuclease activity. Gene Ontology annotation, cellular component: nucleus.